ACUUCCGCUUAGAAAACUGGCGCGACUUCUUCACAUGGCUGUAGCACCGCUGUUAGAUCGGGUUGUGUACUAAGUUUAAAACAUUGAUUUUACAGACGAUUUAAAAAAAAUCCUUCAAUAUGAUGGCCACAAACGAAAAAGACGCCUGCGGAUUAAACGGCGACGACCCAUCUGUGUCUUUCAAUGGCGGCAACGACUCUUUCGGCGAAAAGUCCUACUCGUCGGCAGUCAACGGGAAGGAGGCCCCGUCUCAGAACGGAGGAACCGGGGAGGAGAGGUUCACCUUCAGCCCGCAGCCCACCAUGGAGGACAUCAGGCGGAUGCAGGCGGAGUUCACGGACGAGAGGGACUGGAAUCAGUUCCACCAGCCCCGCAAUCUGCUGCUGGCCAUGGUCGGCGAGGUGGGCGAAGUGUCGGAGCUCUUCCAGUGGCGGGGGGAGGUGGCCGAGGGCCUGCCCGGUUGGACCGAGUCGGAACGGGAGCACCUGGCGCACGAGCUCAGCGACGUGAUGAUCUACCUGGUGGAGCUCGCCGAGAAGUGCCGCGUCGACCUCCCGCGCGCGGUGCUUCGGAAGAUGGCCCUCAACAGACUGAAGUACCCCGCGAGCAAAGUGCACGGGUCGGCCAAGAAGUACACGGAGUACAAGGACUGAGUUUAAAGUUGAGACCCUGGACUGUUUUUUUUUUUUUAUAUACUGCUGCUGAACACUUGAAAUGGCUUUUCCUCUGCUCUUAACGUGUGUGCUGUGAUCCACGCGUGUUUCGUGGCGUGUCACAACAGGGCCUGAUUCUGUUUAACCUUUUUUUUAAAAAAGUUUUUGUGCCUCAUUGAUCUACGUGUGAGUUGAAGGCAAUGCAUGCUCUGCUGAGAAUAUUUCUGUUGUUUAGUAACUUUUGGGGAGUCUAUUGAAGAAUCAAUUUCUCACUGACCGUUUUUAGAAAAUCUGUUACCAUGUGAGUUUCCCCAUCUCAGGUAAAAAUUUGUUUUUGAAUUCAGGUUUUAUUCACAUCGCAACUAUCACGUUUCUGUCAGAAGUAAAAGUUGCUUUGACUGUUUGUUGCCUCAUCUGCUGCUUAUUGUCAGUCUGGUUACGAGAUGAGGCCUUAUGAGAUCAGAGUAAAUAAGCGCCUUGAAAUUUGGUUAAAAUGAUUUAUCUUAAACGUUAAAUAGUUCUGCUUGGUGCUAGUUCUAAUAGGUAUUCUACUGCCAUUCAUUCAAAUGUGCCUCCCUAUAUAUUGGAAAUACCUCCUGUUUUUAAUGUAGCACGAUUCAAAAACAAAUUAACCCGACCUCUCUAGACAAGAUUUAUCAUCG
Pungitius pungitius (ninespine stickleback) is the source of this 1315-nucleotide messenger RNA. RefSeq names its product dCTP pyrophosphatase 1 (gene dctpp1). Lineage: Eukaryota; Metazoa; Chordata; Actinopteri; Perciformes; Gasterosteidae. The transcript has a single exon. The record is from RefSeq and is a predicted model, not a curated record. Gene Ontology annotation, cellular component: cytosol. Bases 120 to 653 code for a protein of 177 amino acids. Gene Ontology annotation, molecular function: dCTP diphosphatase activity. Gene Ontology annotation, biological process: DNA protection; dCTP catabolic process.